AUGACCAAGGAUCGGCUUAGUGAGCUGUUAGAGAAAAGUGCCUACAAAGAUUUUGAGUAUAAAUUUGUGCAGGAACAUGAGUUCUGGACAUUGUAUAACCAGGAACGCAUUUUGGAGGAUCUGGACCGGUUUUCAGAUAUCGCUGGUUGGAUUCGAAGAUUGCAGCUAAAUGUGCUGGAGGUUGAGGUGAAUAUUUUUUCUGAGGGGUUUUCGAAAGCCGAGAGUAAAUUGAGAGAAAAUGCUGACCUCUGCUAUCAGAUUUACACGGCUGUGAAACAUAUGCAGACGGAGCUGCAGAAUCAACAAUGGCGCGAGGAGGAAGAAGUCGUUAGCCGUGUACGAUCGGUGCAGUUUGAGCGGAUUAAGGAAGCUUAUCUAAAGGCGUACUGGAAGUACCAGGCUGUAGUACGGCGAUUUGAGGAAUCGAUAGACAAAAAUGGUUUUAUUUUGUAUUCAAAUGAAGACUACGAAGAUCUACAAGAAUAUAUCCCCACCAAACAUCUUCUUCAGCAGGAAACAACGUCGGUUGUGUCACAGGAAACUGUAGAUGAAGCUCGAAACACCUUGAAUGCUCUAGAGAAUCGUCAUCAUGAUCUGCAACUUUUGGAACAAUCACUGGUGCAAAUGCGAGAUCUGUUCGUUCUGUUUUCAACUCUGGUGAUGGAGCAUGGUAGUCUUUUGAAUCUGAUUGAAGGAAACGUGCAGACAGCGUCCGAUCAUGUUGCGGUCGCUGUGCAGGAAUUGGGAGCCGCUCGAGAAUACCAGUGGAAAACCACCGGUCAAAGCUGUUUCUGUUUCAAAAGGAUGGGCUUUCUGCUGGUGGUAUUGGCGGUUCUGACGGUGAUUGUAAUCAUAUUGGUUGUCAAAAAACUUGUACUGUAA
This is a messenger RNA of Sabethes cyaneus, 882 nucleotides long. RefSeq names its product syntaxin-3-like. The transcript is spliced from 4 exons. Gene Ontology annotation, biological process: vesicle fusion; intracellular protein transport; vesicle-mediated transport. Gene Ontology annotation, molecular function: SNAP receptor activity; SNARE binding. Lineage: Eukaryota; Metazoa; Arthropoda; Insecta; Diptera; Culicidae. Gene Ontology annotation, cellular component: SNARE complex; endomembrane system; membrane. The coding region runs from base 1 to 882 and encodes 293 amino acids. The record is from RefSeq and is a predicted model, not a curated record.